AUGCGAACAGUACUACCUGGCAAGCCCCAGGCCAAGCUUCAAGCUGUUUGUACCGCGCUAUGGGAAGGCCAACGCCUUGUGGCCUAUAUCUCGGGCAAUGCCUUAGUGAUCCUCGGCGGCCCUCAGAGUCUUAUCCAGACGAUAUACGAUGACCAGCUCCUGGCCCUGGAGGCUGUGGUGAUCGAUGAAACUACGGGGAAGAUAGCUAUAUGUAGCUCAGCAAAGGUCCAUAUCUACAAGCCAUACGGGAAGAAAGAGGGUGCUUUGAAGUGGUCAUUCCAGUCCUCGUUACAGGUUCCGAGCCAAUGUAAUAGUACAUUGACACUAUCAUGGGGGUCGGAGGAAGAGCUAUUGAUUGGGUCCUCUUCUCUGGAACUUUACCAAACCGUGGAUGAGGAUGCUUUGAUUUGGAGUCGCAGUCUCCCCAGGCCUGUCAAGAUCGCAAGCUUCUCCUACGACGCCAGUCUCAUUGCCUCAACCGGUUAUCACGAUCGGCUGAUCAAAAUAUGGCGAAGGCAGUCUUUCGGCUCAGAUGACACACGCUUUGACUUCACCUACCUCGCUCACCCUACAGCAGUGACGCAUAUCCACUGGCGCAGGCCUCACGACCGCCAACAAACCCUUGACCAUGUACUUUUCUCAAUAUGUGCCGAUAGUAAGGUCAGAGUAUGGGCAGCUACAGAUCCACAUGGGCUGCAGGCUUUGCAAAUUUGGGCGGAGAUAGAUAUGCAAGAGGCCAUACAGCCCCGACAGAUCGAGACUCCUCACCAGUCUCGCGAACGCUAUGCAUUCAUGAUUGAUAGCGAAGACUUUAGGUUCGCAACUGAACGAGCGGUACAAGCAGCCUCUAGCGACCGUCAACGGGAACACCAUGCUUUGGAACACUUGCUAGAAGUUGCUAAGACAAGCCCUGAAUUAUGCAUUGUUGUGGAUCGACGCGGUAAUAUGUCUGCAUGGGGAUUAGAGAACGUGGGCUGUAAAGCUCGGAAAAACACCGACAAAUUCAACAUUGCCCAUGUCGAGAACGUCAAGCUUUCGUUCUUACAAGACGUGAACCCCGAGCAAGACAACAUUCAGUUUCUUACCUUUUGUAGCCAGGAGGCCGACUCACCAUUCACUCUUCUUGUGCAUCACUUUGAUGGAAGGAUCAUGUGGUAUGGAAGCAAUCUCGAGAAACUCUUUGAUCCUUCUCCGCGUCAGCAACGACUAAAGCCAAAGGCAUUAUGGACAGGUCAUGAUGGGUCGGUCAAGAAGAUUGUACGCAGUGGAAGCGGCAAAGCUCUCAUAUCUCGCACCAACGAUAAUGAAGGGUUAAUUUGGAAGCAAGGAAAUGAUAGAUCAGGCAUGGCUCUAACUCGAACAAGCUCUCUCAGCUGCCCAGAGCAUAUACAUCGAUCAUGCUUGCUACGGGAGGGAGAUUUCGUCAUCAAUCUGCACCAUCACAGUAUAUCACUUUGGGACGCAAGAUCUCCUGUCGCUCAGCUUGCGGUCUCUUGCGCUCUUCAAGCCGAAGGAAAGCCAUUGUGUCUCAUACCGCUACCAAAGUCGGACACUAAGUCUCUUUGUCACUACGUGGCCACCAUCACUUCCAUGAUGGAAGCCAUUGUUUGGAAGGUCAACUUACCACCCAGAUCUCAACGGCACCUUGACGAAGACUUGAUUCCUUCCAUGGAAUCAUUCUGCGCCUCCGAGUUAGGAAUGCAGGAUGACCUUGCAUUUGUCUUGCCAGUAGAUCCAGCUGGCUCUCUUUCUGCUGCAUCCGACUUUCUGGACACUUUCGCCAAAGACUUAGCCAUAUCAUAUACCGACAGUGGUGUACUGUGUGCUUGGACCGCUACGCUUGAUCUUGAUAAGGGAUCUGUCAACUGGCUCAUCACGUCGACUACUGAAACUGGCAUCAACAAGCCGUCACUGGCGAGCGGAAGCUCGAUUAGGAAGAUCGCGGUUGUCGAUAGCGCAAAGACCGGACUGACGAUAUGGGAUUCUUGGAGUGGUCAGCUGGAAUUCGAUGCUAAAUAUGGGUCAUCUGAUUCAAUACAGGACCUUGACUGGUCGUCAACGCCUGACGAGCAAUCAAUUCUUGCUGUUGGCUUUCCGUACAAGGUCAAGAUCCUGGCUCAGAUGCGUUAUGACUACCUGAACGCAGGCCCUGCUUGGGUAUCCAUACGAGAAAUUCACAUCAAAGAUCUCACCUCGCAUCCCAUUGGAGACAGCACCUGGCUAGGGAGCGGUAAUCUCAUCAUUGGAGCUGGGAAUCAGCUAUACAUUUAUGACAAAGCUGUGAACACAUCAAAUGACAAGAUCAUGGAUCUUUCAAUACCAGUACACCAGCACCAAUCACUGAGCAUUUUCGACUUGGUCACUUACCUUAACGGGCCACUCCCAGUCUUUCAUCCUCAAUUUCUUGCCCAAUGCAUUCUUGCGGGCAAGUUAGACCAGGUGCAGCGGAUUAUCAUAGGGCUUUACAAGGCUUUAAAAUUCUUUGUUACAGGUGACGACCUAGACAGUUUUGUGACUAUGAGACCCAGCGAUUUCUAUACCGAACAAGAGGGCUUUUCCUACGCAGCGAAAAAGGAGAUGCGAUCGUCGUACGCGGAUUUUGUUAACGACGAUGAGCCAGAGACUGUCACUGAAGAGCUAGCUGCUUCGCUGAACGAGAAUCUUGCCAAGCUAGCUAUUCCACAGCUCUCGAGCCACGAACAAUUAUACCUAGCUGACAUCAUUGAGUGCGUUGCCACAGCCGAGAAACAACGACGCUCGAUGGAUGAGAAUGCCAUGCGCUACCUUCUUUUCUUCCGGCAACAUAUAGUUAGGAAGAGCCAAGCCCCUGCCACUCAAGUGAGCAUUACUUGGAGAGAGAUCAUCUGGGCAUAUCACAGCGGCAGCCAAGACAUACUGGUCGAUUUAGUCUCCAGACAAUUUCAUGGCAGGUUGCUCUGGGAGCAAGCGAGGGAGAGUGGAAUGUUCAUGUGGAUGACUGAUCUGACCGCACUUCGAGCCCAAUUCGAAGUCAUAGCCCGCAACGAAUACACAAAGACAGACGAAAAGAACCCGAUUGAUUGCAGCCUAUACUAUUUAGCGCUCAAGAAGAAAAGCGUUCUUGUCGGACUGUGGAGGAUGGCGGCCUGGAACCGCGAGCAGUCCGGGACCCAGAAGCUACUACGCAAUGACUUCUCGGAAGCUCGGUGGAAGACUGCGGCGUUGAAGAAUGCUUAUGCACUUCUAGGCAAACGCCGGUUUGCAGAAUAUGCUGCGGCCUUCUUCCUCCUCGCAGGCAAUCUCCAGGACGCCAUCAACGUGUGCGCUAAUCAACUCCAUGACCUACAGCUUGCCAUUGCGGUUGCCCGUGUCUACGAUGGUGACGACAGCUUGGUACUUCGUUCGUUACUAGAAGAGAGGGUGCUACCACAAGCCGCCUUCGAAGGUAAUCGAUGGCUAGCGACAUGGGCCUUCUGGAUGCUCGGCCGGCGCGACAUGGCUGUCCGUGUCCUAAUCUCGCCUGUUUACACUCUAAUCAACUCCCCCGAAGCCCCCAAUUUGCAGUCCAAGUCCUACCUUUCAAGCGAUCCAGCAUUGGUGGUUCUUUACAAGCAGCUCCGAGGAAAGACUUUGCAAGCACUCAAAGGUGCAUCAAAGGUUUCACCACGUGCGGAAUGGGAUUUCGUCAUUCAGAACGCGCGGCUUUACGAUCGUAUGGGCUGCGAUCUGCUCGCACUGGACUUGGUGCGCAAUUGGGAAUUUCUCCGGCAACCAAAAGAAACGACUACGAAUGGGACUCAUCUUCCUGACCCGCGCAACAUGCUCCGACGGAGAAGCAGCAUUGUGGUUGAUGACACGCCGAGCCCGAGGUCACCUACAGAGCAGAAGAUGAAGCCGAUGGGGAAGCCAGCGCCUACGGUCUUUGAGGAGCCGAGUACUAAUAGUCUGCUGGAUAGCUUUGGGUUUUGA
Letharia columbiana is the source of this 3948-nucleotide messenger RNA. RefSeq lists its product as uncharacterized. Gene Ontology annotation, molecular function: protein binding. Gene Ontology annotation, cellular component: RAVE complex. NCBI's taxonomy places the organism in Eukaryota, Fungi, Ascomycota, Lecanoromycetes, Lecanorales, Parmeliaceae. Gene Ontology annotation, biological process: vacuolar acidification. The record is from RefSeq and is a predicted model, not a curated record. Bases 1 to 3948 code for a protein of 1315 amino acids. The transcript is spliced from 6 exons.